AUGCCAUUGAUUCAUGCUGUUGAUAUUUUUAUUGAUCUUUAUCGUAAUUCGGUUGCAAAAUUACGGUGAUUCGUGUUUCGGAAUUGCUUUUUUCGUGAUGUGACUCGAGUUGAUGGUCUGAAGCUUUUGCAAUUUUGUUGAUCUGUAUGUGUUUUUGUGUAUGAACAUGGAGGUGUUCUUGCUGGACUAGGGAGGAAGGUUUAGGUGAUUGAGGAAAGUGAGAUUUAAUGCUUAAUUGCUUGAAUUUUGAUGAGAAAACUAGUAAUCGGAUGUGGAUUUUGAUUAAAGUGAAUCUUGUCUGCAGGUUAUUUGCUUAAAUCUUAUAUUUUUUUUUGUUUGAGGAAAUUGGAUAUUUGGAUGUGAAUUGAGCAUCGGAUAGUGAUCUGAUAUUGUCUUAAGCCGAUCUUUGUGUGUCUACUAACUUUGACUAGCUCUGUUUGUAAAGGAUUAUGGAUUUGGUAAUUUGUUUUCUUUAGUUGUUUCAAUUAGUAAUUGUUGUGAUUAAACACACACAGAGUGUUCGUUUUUGCAAUAUCUUUCCUCAAGAGAUUCCUCUCGUCAUGUAAUAAAGAUCAAAGAUAUGAUAUGGGAUCGAUCCCACCCUCCUAAUGCUAAAUAUUUUGCUAGUAACACUCUCACCGCUAACUGAAAGUUCUUGGUACAACAGUUAAUUUGUGCUUUGAGUAACUCCACAAUAAUGGACCAGGAUACUUGUGGAACCCCCGUCUUUUUUUAAAUAUUGGCUUAAUUUUGGCAUGGAAGCUUAGCAUUUUUGUUUCUUCAAUGAUUAUAUUCUUAAUGUGGUCUGAUAAUAUUGGGUUUUCCGGUUCUUUUAGAGUAGCAGAUUUUUAUGAUUUAAGACCAUGAAGCCAGGACUUUCUUCUUUGAAUCCCUACGCAGCAGCAUACAUUCCAAUCUCCAAGAGGGAGACAGAUGAUAGAACUUUUGUGACAACGAAAGAUUCUAGCCGCAGCAAUGAGUCAGUCUGGUUUGGGAACCCUCAAAAUUUUACCCAGAAUCAACACCAUAGCAAAGCUUAUCUUCAAUCUGAUGCCCCAGAUGAUAGAACUUUUGUGACAACAAAAGAUUCUAGCCACAGCAACGAGUCAGUCUGGUUUGGGAACCCUCAAAAUUUUACCCAGAAUCAACACCAUAGCAAAGCUUAUCUUCAAUCUGAUGCCCCAGGGACUGCAACACUCCAGAGUCCAAAGUCUUAUGCUGUAAAGAGCUACCCUGCCCAUGGCUCUUAUGGUUCAUCGUCGCAGAAUGUGAAUAAAGUGUCAGAAAAUGAAGACUUUGAUAUGGAUAUGGAAUUUCUCGGACUGUCAUUUCCUGGUAUAUCUGAUCAGUCCCUUAGUGAUGUUUAUUUGGCGAAUAGGGGUGACCUGGAUGCCACGAUUGACAUGCUGAACCAACUUGAGUUGUGUGUAGUCGAGUCUUCUGAAAGUCUUCCAGACACUUUGGACAUUGGAGAUGUUUCUGAAUCUGGGUUGGCAGGCAAUAGUGCAUGGAAGCUGAAGAACGUAGCAGGUGAAGCCAGCGGUUCACCCAAAUCGUAGAUCCCAAGCUCGUCUUCAGUUUUAUUUUGUGGAAAACAAAGAAAUGUCAGAUGUUUUACCCUUUUGACAUGUUUGGUUUUAUGAUUACAUGAAGUAUACAAAUAGAGGAUCGUCUCAUGGGUGAGGCGGAGGCGGAGGCACACAUAGUUUGACGAUACAUGGUUGUAUAGUUGUUAGAUGUUUGUGUUCCUAACUCUCAUGUUUUUAGACACCUUCAAGAUUUAUGAGCCAAAAAGCUCACACUGCAAUUUUCAUGCAACUCGGUUUAUUUUUUCCAAAUGAAAGUGAUUUGCAAUUUCCUUUGUCA
This is a messenger RNA of Pyrus x bretschneideri (Chinese white pear), 1866 nucleotides long. Its product is annotated as polyadenylate-binding protein-interacting protein 6. The coding region runs from base 864 to 1559 and encodes 231 amino acids. NCBI's taxonomy places the organism in Eukaryota, Viridiplantae, Streptophyta, Magnoliopsida, Rosales, Rosaceae. Gene Ontology annotation, molecular function: ubiquitin binding. The record is from RefSeq and is a predicted model, not a curated record. The transcript is spliced from 2 exons.